This is a messenger RNA of Momordica charantia (bitter melon), 2111 nucleotides long. Its product is annotated as 2-oxoglutarate-dependent dioxygenase family protein. Lineage: Eukaryota; Viridiplantae; Streptophyta; Magnoliopsida; Cucurbitales; Cucurbitaceae. Gene Ontology annotation, cellular component: cytoplasm. The record is from RefSeq and is a predicted model, not a curated record. Gene Ontology annotation, molecular function: broad specificity oxidative DNA demethylase activity; oxidative RNA demethylase activity; ferrous iron binding. Gene Ontology annotation, biological process: oxidative RNA demethylation.
CGGAGAUGGCCAGGCCACAGUCACAGCUUUGAAAGUGGCGGAAAUCGUUACUCCUUCCGCUUCCCGGUGCAAUCUCCUCGGCCAACACGGAAACUUGCGGUUUAAGCCGAGAAAUAACUUCCCAUGUCAUUCCGAUUCUCCUCCGACGGUUCCCUUUCCUUCUCCUUUUCCGACUCUUAGAUUCAUCCUCAAAUUCUCAAACCUAUAAAUAUCUCUGCACCAUCCAAAUUCCCAAUGUCGAUCAUCCGUACAGUCCCGAUUUCGCCGUUGUCGAAUCAACUUCAUCGACUUCUAUUCGCCUCGUCGCGAUUUCCCGGCGGACGCAGUUCUCGAUUGCUUCAAUUUCGGCGGAUGGAUUCGAUUGUCGCUUCCGCAAUCAGCCAUAAUGGAGCACUAACAGAAAAUUCGCAUAAUAGAGGUCAUAGUUCAGAUAUGGUAAUGGUGGGAGAAAUUCCUGUGUAUCUAAAUCGCAAGAGAUAUGAAGAGGAAUCUUCAUCUCCGUGGUCUGUAAAUAAAAGCGAUGAUUUUGAGUUGGGAAGAGAGCGAAAAAGGACUCCUGCAAAUGUGCCAAAUUCUUACCAUGAUGAUAAGUUUCAACCAGUUUCUAGACAAAAUAAUAAAACAAGAAGCCGGAUGGAUUUAGGGUUGGAAAGAUCAAUUAAUACAAGCUCAUUUCAAGUGGAGGGGUCGCCAUUGUUGAACAACAACAGUCAGCAGAAUGAAUCAUCUCUGCCUAAACAAUUUGGGAAGAAAAAUGAACCGUUUUGCAUCCAGAAAUGCCAGUAUAUGGAUAUCGAUUACAAAAAUUCUCUAGUAACGGACAAUUUGCAUCCCUUUGAACAAUUCGAUAUUCGUCCCUACGAGAGAAGAAGUAAUGCAAAACCCGGAGCUCAUUGGCAAGUUAAAGGCAGGGAUGAGUUUCAACCAGUGUCUAGACAAAAUACUAAAAGAAGAAAUCGGGUAGAUUUAGGAUUCCAGAGAUCAAAUAAUACAAGUUCAUUUCAAGUGGAGGGGUUCUCAUUGCUGAACAACAACAGUCAGCUGGAUGAAUCAUCUCAGCCUAAUCAAUUUGGGAAGAAAAACGAACCGUUUUAUGUCCAGAAAUGUCAGUCUAUGGAUAUCGGUUCCAAAAAUUCUCUAGUCAUGGACAAUUUGCAUCCCUUUGAACCAUUCGAUAUCUGUCCCCAUGAAAGAAGAGGCAAUGCGAAACCCGGAGCUCAUUGGCAAUUUAAAGGUAGGGACACUGUGAAAGUAAUGGAGCAUGUUGCUGAAGCUAGUAAUUAUAGAGUGCUGAGACCUGGAAUGGUUUUACUGAAGAAUUACAUUACUCUACAUGAACAGGUCAAUAUAGUGAAAACUUGUCAAGAGCUUGGAGUUGGCCCAGGGGGAUUUUACAGGCCUGGUUAUAAAGAUGGUGCAAAACUUAGGCUUCAGAUGAUGUGUCUUGGUUUGGACUGGGAUCCUCAAACAAGGAAAUAUGGAGAUAAGCGGGCAGUCGAUGGCGAUAAACCACCAGAAAUACCUCCUAAAUUCGCAAUUCUAGUUACAGAAGCACUUAAAGAUGCACAUGCCCUGAUCAAGAACAAAUGCAAUACGGGUAACGUAGAAAGCAUACUUCCAUCAAUGUCUCCUGAUAUCUGCAUUGUGAACUUCUAUACAACGAGCGGAAGACUGGGUCUGCAUCAGGAUCGCGAUGAAAGCAAAGAGAGUCUCGUUAGCGGACUACCUGUUGUUUCGUUAUCAUUAGGCGAUUCGGCAGAAUUCUUGUAUGGAGAUCGAAGAGAUGUAGAUAAAGCAGAGAAGGUUAUAUUGGAAUCAGGUGAUGUUCUGAUAUUUGGUGGAGAUUCUAGGCAUGUAUUUCAUGGAGUAUCUUCAAUCAUACCGAAUUCGACACCUAAGUUUUUGCUUGAUCAUACCGGUCUUCGUCCCGGGCGUCUAAAUCUUACCUUUAGAAAGUAUUAACACACUGCAGUGUCUGUUCUCUCCUUUUGAGCUCCUCUUUUAUCCUGUACAAGUGAGGGGUUGUAUUUAUCCAUUAGAUGAUCAUCUAUAUAUAUACAUGGAAUAUUGUGAUUCUUGAAUGUAAUUAUUGCCUGUUUCAGCUUCAUGUA